AAUUCCGCCACCCAAAAUUCCUCCCCUCUUCUUCCACUUUCUUCCCCAAAAAUCCCCCCUCUCCUAUUUUUUCUCUUUCUUUCUACACGCACUCACACAGUCACACACAACACAAACGAACAAAAACGCACAGACUUUUUAUUUAUCUUUGCCUCGAAGUUAUUAUCCUUAACUUUUUCUCUUUUCCCUUUUUCUGCUUACACACACAGUCACACACACGAACGAACCCAAAAGACCCCUCCUUUACUCACUUCAAUCACUACCCUUCUCCCACUCGUUCAGCUGGUUAGUUUUUCGUUUUUCUUUUUUGGAAUUUAAUUUUCGAGACGAAGAGUCAACUCUAGGGUUCCUCAUUUCAACGGCAUUUUGACUUCUGGAGUUGCUGUGAGCUUGAAACUAUUUCUUUCGGGUAAUUUCAAGAACUUUUCAUCAAAGAGGAAAUUUUUUUUAACGAUUUUGGAGAUCAAGGUCUCAUGAGAAUUGAUAGGGGAAUGCAGAAAAGGAGUCUUGAGGAUCAGAGUUUAUUGGGCUGUAACGAAUCAUUCAGCCGUGGAAUUGGCGUGACUGCGCCCAAGGCCAGAACACGUGAUAAAUUCAAAGCUAUGUUUUUGUGUCUCUAAUUUUGGUUGAAUAAAGAGAGUGAUUUGCCCAAGGGGUUCAGGUGAAAGAAGAUUAAUAAAAUAUGACACGAAUUUUGGUUCAACGUGGUUCAACUGGUUCGGCAUCAUCAUCUUCUUCGAAUCAGACUAGACCUUCGGCAGUGUCACCAGCACCCAGUUCGUCCUCUUCUGCACCGCCAACCCACUUGCAGGCUACGAAUAACAAUACUGGUAGCCAAAAUCAGGCCUUUUCGACUCCUAAGGAUGAGGAAUUGGUAGAGGAAGACCAAGAACAGGUUCUUCUGGAUAAUUGCUCAGAGCAGUGUAGUGCUCCCGAUAGCAAGGGAGUCAGAGGUGAUGAUAUUUCUGUAGAAAGCUUAAAUAUUGGAAAUAAUGACGACCAGGAAGAGGUUCUUGGUAAUGAGUUGCUUUCUAAACAUGAUUUCAUGGGUUCUGGAGAUUUGAUGAAAGGUGGGCUGAGUGUGGUGGAAGAGGAAACUGAGGGUCCGGUUGUGAGUUCUGUGCAGAUGGUGACAGGUAGCACAUGCCCUCCUCCUCCUCCUGUCCCUCCUCCAAGACCUGCUUCAUUUAGCUCAAAUCUCAGAAGAUCUCCAUCAGGUUCUUCAAAUGCUUUGCGAUCAGCAUCAUCCUGGAGACCUGCUGGUCGGCCAACUGUGUCAACACGGACUUCACCAACUGGGUCUCGACCUUCGUCUCCUCGUUCUCACUGUGAAAGUGAAGGUUAUAAUAGUGCUGAUGAGCAAAGUUCUUGCUUUGGGUCCUCAUAUGACGAUGCAGAGAGGGAGCGACAAUUUGAGUUGGACCUAAGACGGGUAAAAGGGUUAGAAGUAAAGAAAAUGCUAGAAGAUGGGAACUGCUUGUUUCGUGCUGUUGCUGAUCAAGUUUAUGGUGAUUCAGAAGCGUAUGAUUUGGUGAGACAGAUGUGCAUUGAUUAUAUGGAGCGAGAAAGGGACCACUUUUCCCAGUUCAUUACGGAAGGUUUUACUUCCUACUGCAAGAGGAAAAGGAGGGAUAAGGUCUAUGGUAAUAAUGUUGAGAUUCAAGCUCUAUCUGAGAUGUAUAAUCGGCCAAUUCAUAUAUACUCUUACAGUACAGAUCCUAUCAACACUUUUCAUGGAAACUACACCACAGACACACCUCCAAUACGGCUCAGUUACCAUCAUGGUAAUCAUUACAAUUCACUUGUUGAUCCUCGUCGGUUAUCAGUUGGUGCUGGACUUGGAUUUAGCAGUCUGCGGGGGGCCAAUGUCGACAAGGAUCAAGUUAAAGCAGCUAUUAAGGCUCAGCAGGACCAGCAGAUCGAUAAUGCACUUCUUGCUGAGGGGCGAUUUUACUCGGAUCUUGAACUUACAGAAAAGGAGAUCGAACACAUGGUAAUGGAGGCUUCUAGGGCUGACUACCUUGCUAAUGACAAGUUUAAACAGCAGAUAGGUUACCGAGAGUCUUCCACUUCUGGUGCUGAACCAUCGUCUUCUGGAGCCAGUGAGUAGAAUCUCUUCAUUUCCUUUGGAGGCUUUAUGUUGUACUCCUCUCCCAUUCCGUGUCGCUCCUUAUACAAAAGCAAUAAACUUUGGUCCUGAACUGUAGCAUGGUUUUGCAAUGACCUUUUAACGUUUCACUGGUUCUUUAUUUUGAACUUGAUUAUCGCCUUUAACAUGAAUGUAGGGUUUUUUUCCCUUUUAUUUUUGGCUUUUGCAUUGUUAUCUGACAGAAAGUAUUUGGAAUGAUAACUAGGGUCAUCUGGGCGAGAUUCUUCUGAUAGUGUGUUGAGUAGUAGCAUACAGAUUGUGCUAUCCAUGGGCUUUAGUUAUCUGCAGGCCAUCGAGGCCUACAGCAUAUUUGGAGAUGAUGUGGACUCAAUGGUUUGCUAUCUUUUAGAGACCAGCAACAGUGGCAGACGCAAAGGCAAGGCUACUGAAUGAGGAAUAAUGAGACUUUUUAUUUGUUGCUUAUGUAUCUUUGUCGUCGGACUUGCAGAACUUUCAUUACAAUGCCAUUCCCCAAACUUUCUUUUAAGUUUUGUGCGUGCCGUACUGAAAGAAAUGCUAAUGCUCUGUCUCUUAUUGUCGAAUGUUGUUCCUGACGGGGUUAAAGUUUAGUCAGGGAGUGUUCGAGGUCGGAGUCUUACAAGUCAGUCGGCCUUAUUUGGUUUCCUUUUUGGGCAAUUUUUCUUGUGAAAGUAAAUUUGCGGCCAGUGCAAGGCGCUACUUUUUUUAACAUGGGAAAUUUGGCUCAUUCGCUAUUUAGAUACUCCCUCCAUCCCAUAAUUAUUGUCCAGUUUAGGUUUUCAUUUUUAAUUCAAAUUGUACUAAAAGUAAAAUCUCAAAAUGGACAAUAAUUUUGGGACAGAGGGAGUAUUAUUCAGCUAGCUGAGUUUAACUUCUCAUGAAAGGGUUUUUUUUUUUUUUCGUCUCUAAAACUGUAAAAUAGGGGGAGGGGAAAAACGAAAGAGCAAACUGGUUGGAAAAUGUGCAAAGGUUUUUUGUUGCAGUAUUUGCUUUCAUGGGAGAAUUGAGCACCAGUGCACCACCAUAUUGUGUAGUUUGUAUUGGAAAACAAGCACUCCCGAAUUCUGAUUAUUAUCAUUUGAAGACGUGUAAAUACUGUUGGAGAAAGUCACUCUACUUGGAAAUAUGUAACGCAGUAGUAAGAACUAAGAUUUGGUUUGUUUUUUUUGUUGUUGUUGAAAUGGUAACUAAGAUUUGGUGAAUUGCAACGAGUCUUCUCAUCAAACCCGCAAGUAACAAUUUUAAUAUUUGUGAUCUUCCAGUGGUAUGUGUCACUCAUGUAAGGUAUAAUGCAUUAACUAUCUCGUUUAAUUUACCCUUGUGGUGAGGAUGACGGUAAUAGUCCACAGUUGACCGGAUUAGUAAAGGAUGUUUUAUAUCAUAUUUAUCAUGAAUAUACUUCUUUUUUUUUUUUUUAUACUGACUCACAUUACCAAAUUAGGAGUUUUAUCCCUGAUAU
Oldenlandia corymbosa var. corymbosa is the source of this 3587-nucleotide messenger RNA. The record is from the annotation of a GenBank genome assembly. NCBI's taxonomy places the organism in Eukaryota, Viridiplantae, Streptophyta, Magnoliopsida, Gentianales, Rubiaceae.